ACACGCUAUGGUUACCGCGGCUUCGUCAGAUGCACGUUGACAUGUUUUGACUUUCAAGUUUACGGACAAGAGUCUAUUUCCCCGGGCCACGAUAAGCUGUCGUUACCAUGGCAACAUCAAGACAUCAGAAGGAACAGGAAGAGCAGAGGGAUGCUGGGAAUCAGCCUCCGGAGAAGAAGAAGAGGAAGAGAGACAAGAAGUUACAGAACGCCGUCCGAGAGCAGAUGGAGUUCUACUUCAGCGAUGCCAACUUACACCGAGACAGGUUCUUAAAGAAAGAAAUGGAGAAAGAGAAGGAAGGAUGGAUUGACCUCUCAGUCAUCCUCAGUUUCAACAAGAUGAAGCAGUUGACUUCUGACCCCAAGAUGGUGGUGAAAUCGCUCAGGAACUCGGAACUUGUACAGGUGAAUGCAGAGAAGACGAAAGUGAGAAGAACAAAGCCACUUGCAGAACCAGUUCAGAUGGAUGAACGUACAGUAUAUGUGGAGUGUCUGCCACGUGCCGUAACCCAUGAGUGGAUCAGAACGACCUUCAGUGUGUGUGGCAAGGUCACAUACAUCAGUCUCCCUCGCUACCAGACAACGGGAGACCCCAAGGGCUUUGCCUUCAUCGAGUUUGAGAAACAGGAAGAGGCUGAGAAGGCUUGUAAGAUGCUGAACAACCCACCAGACCACAUGGCUGGGAAGAUGGGAGUCUUCCCCAAGACCAGAAAAGGACGACCCAUUCCUGUCCCUACCACUCCACAGGCAACCACAGAUCCACCUUCAGCAAGUGAUGACACCAGUACAACUCCCAAGUCUGAGAAAAAGAAGCGAAAACGUAAAAAAAAGAUGGACAAAGACAAAGCUGAGGGAGAAAACACUGAGGAAGGAGAAGGUCAACCUGGUGCUGAUCAAGAAACUAAUGUAGGAGAUGCUCCCAGUACUAAAAGGAAGAGAGAAGAAAGUACUUCUGAAUCAGAAUCAGCAGAAAAGAAGCCAAAAGUACAAGUGAAAUCUAAAGAAAAGGCUGACAAACAAGAGAAAACUAAGGAGCUGACUUCUCAGGAAGUUAAAGAGGAUGUGAAAGAAAAAACGGACACAAAACGGGAUCCUUCUGAAACAGAAGAGGGAAAAGACAGAGGGAAAGGUGGCGAAAGUAGCGUCCAUGCUGCAGUAUCGGCGCUGAUAAAGGAGGCAAGGGGGGAGGGUAGAAAACGCCGUUCCACCGACCCUGGAGCAGCUCCCUCCACAGAAGAGACACACGCUGCCAAAAAAGUCAAACCAGCGGCCAAAGACAGAGCAGAAGAAGGCAGCGUGUCAGACAGUGAGGUAUCCACCAAGGAACGGAAAGGAAAGAGGAAGCUGGAAUCAGUUCUUUCCCAGGAAACAUAUUCCAAGAGGUCAAGAGUGGAAGGUCACAAGGAGAGUGGGGAGGUGAAAAAGAUCAAAAGGAAGAGAAAGAAGAAACACAGGGAGGAAAGAAGGCGGGAAAGAGAACUGAAAAAGAGGAAGGAAGAUGUCAGAUUAAGAGUGAUUCCCAAGAAAGAGUGGUUGAAACUGAAGAACCAGUACCUGGCCAUGCAGAAGGCAAACAUGGCAAACUUGAAGAAGUCUUUGGUAGCCUGGAACUCCAGCCACCAAAAUGGCCAGGCAGCUAAAGAAGAUAAACAACCAACAGAAGCAGAGAAAACAAAGGCAGCGAGGAAAGCACCUGAGUUUGUGGAGGGAGUGGUUGUAAAGGUCAUACCUGCAGAGCCACUGGAGUCCAGACAGAAGCUAAAGGACCAGCUGCUGCCAUGUGGGGACAUUGCCUAUCUGGACAUACAGGAGGGCAUGACUGAGGGCUACAUCAGAUUCAAGACUCCCACAGGAGCACAGAAGGCAGCUGAAAAAUACAGCGAAAUUACAGCACUAAAAGGAGAGGAAGAGAAGACCUACUGGGACAAGGUCACAGCAGACUGGGAGAAGAAGUUCCAGGCACCAAACCAGAAAGACAAGAAGAAGAGAAAGAAGAUCAGGGGAACGAAGAAGUUGCUGGAGAGAGCAGAGAAGGCUGCAGCUCUACAGAGACAACACAUUCACUUUGAUGGAGACUGAACACUGAUCUUCAAGAGCAGAGAGGAAUGGGAAAAAGUCCGAAAAACAUUGUGUUUCCAGUUUCCCAACCAACCAUAGAUAAACGUACCAACAGUAACUUUUUUGUGGGACUCAACCGCUGGCAAGUUCAUAAAAUUUUGACCUAUUAUCUGAAUUCUAAAACCUUUGAAACAGUAUUUCACACAUUUGUAGAAGCCUAGACCUAGAACUGGUCACUUUGAAUUUAGAAAGACACUGCUAAUGUGGAAAGUUUACUUUAUAAGUUGUAAAAUCAAAUAUCUCAUUUACUAUAAACUUUAUGUGGUGAAACUACUUCAUUGUACAUUCACCUACAAGAUGAAAUUUGUAAGGAGUUGAUUGUAGUACAUAUACAUGU
Messenger RNA from Branchiostoma belcheri (Belcher's lancelet), 2454 nucleotides. Its product is annotated as la-related protein 7-like. Gene Ontology annotation, molecular function: mRNA binding. Gene Ontology annotation, biological process: RNA processing. NCBI's taxonomy places the organism in Eukaryota, Metazoa, Chordata, Leptocardii, Amphioxiformes, Branchiostomatidae. The record is from RefSeq and is a predicted model, not a curated record. The coding region runs from base 108 to 2078 and encodes 656 amino acids. The transcript has 12 exons. Gene Ontology annotation, cellular component: nucleus.